CUGAGAUGAAUCGAAUUGGUGUACAUUUUGAAUUUUUUUCUCCUAUAACUAAUUCAAGCCCAUGGACGUGGACUUCUUUAAUGGGCCCUGACAAACUUAAAGUAUUGCAAAGUUUUCAAAUAUCUAAAUUUUUUAAAUUAAAUAGAGGUAGAGAAAUAGAAUGUCUUUGGCAUAAAUUUUAUAGACUUUACAAAGUAAUGCAUCAACAAAAUUUAAAUGACAUAGAAAUCGAUAAAUUUGAAGAUGAUGUAAAGCAAUGGAUUAGGAAUUUUACUCAACCUACGGUUGGAAAAUUAAACUCACCAAAUCAACAACAAGGAAUGUAUCCAAAAAAAAAAUGUAACACCAUACAUGCAUAUGCUGGUUCAACAUAUGCCUAA
Racocetra persica is the source of this 380-nucleotide messenger RNA. The record is from the annotation of a GenBank genome assembly. Lineage: Eukaryota; Fungi; Glomeromycota; Glomeromycetes; Diversisporales; Gigasporaceae.